GCUCCGUCCGUGUCACUGGGGCGGAGCGGCGGCCAUGGCCGCCCUGCGCACCCUGCUGCGGUGGCGCCGCCGCUUGGGCCCCGCGCCCAGCGCGCAGCCGGCGCGGCGGCUGUGGGCCGGCGGCGGGGCCGGGGCGGCGGGGCUGAGGCGGUGGCGGCGGGAGCUGGGCUGGGCAGCGGGGGCAGCUACGGCCGGAUACGUGGGGUACCGGCUGUCCGAGCGGCGGCGGGAGCCCCCCCGGGAGCCGGCAGCCGCCGAGCCGAACGGGACCCGGCCGCUGCUCCCCAUCCCCGUGGCGGCCGCUGCCAAGGAGACGGUUACAGAAAACAGAUCAGACCUUGAAGAUUUACAUCUUUAUGCAACUCCUCGGGAGCAACGUUUUCGUAGGUUUGCCAGUUUAGAAUUUGAAGGACAGCUAUACAUGACUCCAUAUGACUUCAUUCAGGCUGUCACAAGCGAUGAACCCAAACGUGCUAAAAAGUGGCGAUCUCUUUCAAAGCAGGAACUGAAUCAGAUCCUUAUGGAAACACCACCAGUUUGGAAAGGAUCAUCCAAACUUUUCCGUAAUCUUAAUGACAAAGGUGUGAUAUCUUACACAGAAUAUUUAUUCCUCUUAUGUAUUUUAACAAAGCCACAUGCAGGUUUUAGAAUCGCUUUCAACAUGUUUGAUACUGAUGGCAAUGAGAUGGUGGACAAAAAGGAAUUCUUGGUGCUACAAGAGAUUUUCAGGAAAAAAAAUGAGAAGAGAGAAAGAAAAGGAGAUGAAGAAAAGCGUGCAAUGCUGCGUCUUCAACUUUAUGGAUAUCAUACUUCUACUAACAGUGUGCUUAAAACAGAAGGAGACGACCUUGUCCCCAGAAGCUAUUGGGAUACUUUGAGACGUAGCACAAGCCAAGCACUCUUUUCGGACCUUGCAGAGCGUGCUGAUGAUUUUUCAAGUUCACUGUCAGAUACGACACUGCUUGUACACUUUUUUGGCAAGAAAGGAAAAGCUGAACUCAACUUUGAAGAUUUUUAUAGGUUUAUGGAUAACCUACAAACUGAGGUUCUAGAGAUAGAAUUCCUUUCCUACUCUAACGGGAUGAACACCAUCAGUGAGGAAGACUUUGCCCAUAUUCUUUUGAGGUAUACAAAUGUGGAAAAUACAUCAAGUUACCUGGAAAAUCUGCGCUGCACAAUUCCGGAAGAAAAGGGUAUCACAUUUGAUGAGUUUAGAUCAUUUUUCCAAUUCUUGAACAACCUAGAAGACUUUGCAAUUGCAAUGCAAAUGUAUAAUUUUGCAAGUCGUUCCAUAGGCCAAGAUGAAUUCAAGCGUGCUGUGUAUGUAGCCACAGGUGUGAAGCUUUCAUCACAUUUGGUGAACACAGUGUUCAAGAUUUUUGAUGUUGACAGAGAUGACCAGUUGAGUUACAAAGAAUUUAUCGGCAUUAUGAAAGACAGACUCAGUCGAGGGUUUAGGGAGACUCCAAAGUAUGGUUGGAAAGAGUAUUACUCUUGUGUGAUGACUGUAACCAGUGAACAUCUCAGAGAUCUAUGGAAGCAAUUUCGGAGGCGAGAUACACUGAGAUAAAGGAAGGCAGAAGGAUUAUCUGCACUGGCUGGAACUAUUUAUUCCUGUGAAUUUUUAUGAAGAACAAACUAACCCAGGUGAAUUGUGAAUCUUCCAGCUGCAGUAGAAAAUACAGGAGUUCUUUUUCACCUAAUGUAGUGAUCAUCAACUCUUUAACAACCGCUUUUAAGUAUGUAUUUUAUUUAAAUUACAAACUGUCACCUGACUGGCAGAAGGCUUUUUUUAAGAAUACAUUUUGAAUAUUAUAUUUUAUUAUUCUAAAAUACAUUUGUCAUUCAAGAGAAAACAAAAAUAAGUUUUACAUCUGGGUAGGCAAACAUUUUGGCAAUGAAGAAAAACUGCCCCACAUCAGCUUAGACUGUGAAUUUGCUUUCAGAACAGCACUACUAAAAGCUGGUGCUAAACUGGGAAUGAGAAUACACUAAGUAGCAUAACAAUUAGAGUUGAAUGUACAGAUUGAAUUCUUAGAAGCUAACAAAGCUGUUACUUUUAAAAAGAGUAAAGCUGUUAUGGUUGUAAUGUGAAUGAAAGGUACUGUAUGGACUAUAAUGUUCAGAAUCUCCCAAGUCUUACUGUUAUGUUUAUUAAUUUAUCCUUUAAAAUUUUUUAAGAUGUCUUAUGAGCAGGAUGUUGAAGUAAAGUAAAAAUGUUCAAAUUCAUGUUAAUUAACACACACUUUGUAUUAUUUAUUAUAAAAUUUAUUGACAUACAUAUACAUUCACUAAUAUAUUUCUGGUAGAGUAAAACUUCAUGUGUUUCUUGUGAAUAGUGCACUUUUAUAUGAAGUAAGUUGUGGCACUGAAUAGAAAUUAUAGUUGUUUCCUUUGCUACUUGGGAAUGCAGUCUCUGACAAAUAGAUAUAUAAUUUGUGUUUGUGUCAAAGAAAAAGGCAAAGCAAAACAUGAAUGCAUGCAGCAGUACAGAGCAACACUCACUAAAUAAUAUUAUUUAAUAGUAUUAGACAUAAAUUAGGCCUUACACAGCAACUAAAGGCAGUCAGUACCUGCUGUGCCCUUUUAUGCCCUGUGGGUUUAAAUGUUACUGAAACAGUGAUCAGGAUACUAUUACAUUUGGUUUUCAUAUUCUCUACACUUUUUCUUUGCUAUUCAGCAACAGCAUUUUCCUCACUCCUUUCAUAAUGAUUGUUAGGUAGUGUGAAUUAAACCCAAACAAAGACGAACACAUACGUCUAUGUCCAUGGAUGUUAAAUAAGUCUGUAUGUUUUUAGGAACAAACUGUGCCUUGAAAUAUUUCUAGCUGAAUACACACACACAAAAACUUACGUCAAUAAAUUAUCGGUAAAGCAAAUAAUUAAAAUAGAACAAAAGUAAUGGUUUUUAAUCCUUUAUUACUCAAAAUACCUGUAAGCAAACUUCUCAAAAUAGUAUUUAGUGCACAUGUUGCUCAAAUACUGUUUUACAUCACACGUGAAAAGAUUUAUAGUAUCUGUGUAAGUAGACAAAAGUUUAGAAAUAUUUAAUUUACAAUAAGACUGAUCUCUGAAAAAAAAAAAUCAAAACAAAAUGAAAAGGAAGAUGCAUAUUAAGAAAUCCCACUCGGGUAAUUUUAGGGAAAAAUUGUGCUAGAUGUGGCUUUUAUCUGAGAAAAAGCCAGUUCAGAAAUCUUUUGAAGGAUAGUAACUUAGUUAAUACUUCAAUAUAAGUACUUAGCAAAUUUCCACCUUGGUGUCCUUGCACUACCAACAACAAGAAAAAUCAAAUAAAUUGGAGUAAAGACAGAACAGAACAUGGAUAAGCUGCAAUUCCUGUGUGAUCAUUUAGGGAAUUAAUUGUAUUCAAUGUAUCAUCUUGGUACACGGAACUGUCUCACUGCUUCUUGUCAGCAUAUGCAAAACCCAAUUUGCUACUUCAGUGAUGAGGGACAAAAAAUGGGAAGAAAGGUCAGGGAGUUAUUGAAGGGGUUCCCCUCCUUCCUCUUCAUUCACUACUGCCCACUCACAGUGGUCCCCCCCUUUGAGGGAGCAGCAGCACCAUCACCAUCUUGCUCCUCCGCUGCCCUAAGCAAUAGUGCACUUUGCUUUUAUGGCUGGCUUGAGACAAUUUUAUUGUUUUUCUAUAUAUUUGCUAACUAUAGUCACUUAAUAAAAAAUAGAAUGUGAAAGUGUCAGAUUAGUUUUUAAGAGUAUUUUUCUCAUAUUUAAUAAGCUAUUUAAUAUGAAUAUAUGCAUAUAAUAUUCAUGUUUAUUUCAAAAUAAAUGCACCUGGAACUAA
Molecule: messenger RNA, 3801 nt
Organism: Apus apus (common swift)
Lineage: Eukaryota; Metazoa; Chordata; Aves; Apodiformes; Apodidae
Gene: MICU3
Product: mitochondrial calcium uptake family member 3
Exons: 14
Coding region: 35-1570 (511 amino acids)
Biological process (GO): mitochondrial calcium ion homeostasis; calcium import into the mitochondrion
Cellular component (GO): uniplex complex
Molecular function (GO): calcium ion binding
Source: RefSeq, a predicted model, not a curated record